AACAUUUUACUUCCUGUAUCAACAAAGAAAAGGCAACAAUGGAGUCUGGAGUCAUGGGUGAAAUCGAGGAACUUUUGUCCGAACAAGUUCGCCGUUACCAACAUUUGUACGACCCUUCAUCGAAGCUGUAUAAGAACAGUGGGGUUACAAACAAUUCCUGGAAAGAGAUAGGAGAAAUUCUGGGCGAAGAGCCAACAACUUGCCAGAAGAGGUGGAAGCUGAUGAGGGACAAAUAUGUGAGAAUAAAGAAGAAAUUGAGUAGUAGAAGUGGCGAUUCAGGAGGGAAUAAAGUACCUCCAUAUUACAGAAAGCUUUCUUGGCUGUCCGGGUACAUAAAACACCGUGAAACCGACUCCAACUUUGUCGAGGACACAAAUGGGCACUCACCUCUCUGUCUGGUACAAAAUUUGACUUCCCCUAUCAACAAAGACGAGGCAACAAUGGAGUCUGGAGGCAUGGCUCAAAUCGAGGAACUUUUGACCAAACAAGUUCGCCGUUACCGGCAUUUGUACGACCCAUCGUCGAAGUUGUAUAAGAACAGUGAGGUUACAAACAAUUCCUGGAAAGAGAUAGGUGAAAUUCUGGGCGAAGAGCCAACAACUUGCCAGAAGAGGUGGAAGCUGAUGAGGGACAAAUAUGUGAGAAUAAAGAAGAAAUUGAACAGUAGAAGUGGCGAUUCAGGAGGGAAUAAAGUACCUCCAUAUUAUAGAAAGCUUUCUUGGCUGUCCGGAUACAUAAAACACCGUGAAACUGACUCCAAUUUUGUUGAGGACACAAAUGAGCACUCCCCACCCUGUCUGGAAGCAAAUUUGACUUCCUCAAUCAACAAAGACGAGGCUACAAUUGAGUCUGGAGGCAUGGCUCAAAUCGAGGAACUUUUGUCCAAACAAGUUCGCCGUUACCGGCAUUUGUACGACCCUUCGUCGGAUUUGUAUAAGAACAGUGUGGUUACUCACGUUUCCUGGAAAGAGAUAGGAGAAAUUCUGGGCGAAGAGCCAGCAACUUGCCAGAAGAGGUGGAAGCUGAUGAGGGACAAAUAUGUGAGAAUAAAGAAGAAAUUGAGCAGUAGACGCGCCGAUUCAGGAGGGAAUAAAGUACCUCCGUAUUAUAGAAAGCUUUCUUGGCUGUCCGGAUACAUAAAACACCGUGAAACCGACUCCAAUUUGGACACAAAUGAGGCACAAACAUUGGUCAAUGAGGACAGCACCAAGGACUUUUGCAGACAAAAGAUGGAUGAUAUUGGUUCAGGCAGGCAGAAAAUUCACCUGGAAGAAUUGCAACCACCGCAAAUUCUUCUUGAUUUACCUCAAACUUUGUAUGGAUUCAACAUGGCAAAGAACAAACAAAGUUUGGUAUAUCACUUGAUAGAGGAGGUACAGAAACACCCGAACCUCUACGAUUCAAGACAUGGAUUGUAUAAAAGCCAGCCUGUGAUGGACAAUACAUGGAGGGAGAUUGCGGAGAAGCUGGAGACAGACCCGGCAACUUGUAAAAAAACAUGGAGGACUCUUCGUGACAACUAUGUAAAGUCCAAGAAAAUAAUGAAAGGCUGUAGCAGAGAUCCUGGUGACAAACACACUCCAGUCAUUUUGAAAUUGCUUUCCUGGCUUGAUCAGCAUGUGAAGCAUAGAAGCAAAGAAAUCUUGGUAUCUGCAGAGAAUGAGGUGGAAACUUCAGUCAAUGAGAAAAGCAACAAGGCAUUUUACCACCAAAAGAUGGAUGAGACAUGCCGCCAGAAGAUGCACCUGAAAGAGUCCCAACAGCAACAACAACAACAACAACAGCAGCUGCUAAGAACACAACCAACUUCCAGUCUCACAGAGGUUUCAAUGAAAGACGGAGAUAAAACUGAGGGAGUGGGCAGUAAUGAAGUGUUGAUCAAAGGAUCUUGUAGUGCAGAUGUGUCUGGUCUCUUGGUUUCCCCAUCUGUACCGCAAACCUCUCAGGAGACCGUAGAACACACACAUACACCAUGUUAUGGUCUCCCUACCAGUGCCACAGUCCAAUAUAGAGAGAGGGUAAGCUGCAAAACAGCCUUAGUGCAGCCAGUAGAAGGCUUUCAUAAGCCAUGUUACAGUGACAAUGGUUUAGGUAAGAGUCCUAUUGCAUCUUCUUAUCCAGAGAAAGCAGGUCCACGUCUGCCAUUGUCCUCUCUCCACCUUCUAGUUCCACCGCUUCGCCUGAUGUCUGCCUUUGUGUGGCAUGUGGCUCAGCAAUGUGAUGUAAUGCAUUAUGGGAAGCUGGAAGAGUUUGUCAACACAGUGUCAGAGAUGGUUCCAGGACUGCUAACUUCCAGGCAGAGGUCUCAACUUAUUCUGGGACUGAGGGCCAGAGUGGUUUUAGAGAUGUUUCGCUGUGAAAACCCACCAGACCCUCAGACCAUCCAGAAUCACCUGGAUGGAAUAAGAAUGUAUAAAGAAAUGGUGCACUCCAGGUCCAAUAGUCAACAAUGUGGGAAUGAGUUGGAGACUGCAGAGUCUUACUUUGUGGAACUGGUUCAAACACUUCUGGAAAACGCUUCUGAGAGGGAACACUUCUUCAAAGAGGUGUACCCAGUCCACUACGGCACUCAGUAUGACACAGCACUGCAGACACUGAUGUGGACAUUUCUCUCUAGACUGGAGGAGACGCUCCCUGUACCAAAUUUCCAUCAGGCAGCCUCCUAUCUCCACAGUGCCCCUUCCGAUCGGGAUGACUUCUGGAUGUCCCAUCCUGACGCUGAGCAGCUGAAAACCCUGCUACAGCUUCAAACACAACUGGGGCGUUUAAGCAAAGAUACAGUGGUUGUCUCCAACAACUGCUUAGAAGACAUUAUCUUUUCCACAUUGUCAUUACCUCAAACCCACCUUCUGAAGUCCAGUCAAGAUGAAUGUGGAGAACUGGAAGUGAGCCCAGAGGGGAGUACAGGCAGUGGUGUUAAGGAGAACCAUGAGCAGGUGCUGUUGAGUAGUGAGGUGGAAAACCAAGACAAAAGUGGCAGGGAUGAUUGUGUAAAUAACUUGGAAGAUGACCCAGACAGCAGUGGAGGAGUUGAGACAGGAGGAUGUCUCUCACCUCAACACGUGAGGAAAAAGACUCAUAUAUGUCAACAGUGUGGCAAAAUUUACUGUAAUUCACAAGUCUUAAAAAUUCACCUCAGAGUCCACAGUGGGGAGAGACCUUACAGCUGCUCGGUCUGUGAGAAGACGUUUGCUCAGAAAAGUAUUUUGGCUCGCCACCUUAAGAUGCACAAAGGGGAUAAGUCUUACCUGUGUAGUGUAUGUGGGAAGGCUUUCCUAAUAUCCGGGGAACUGCAAAUGCACAUGCUUUAUCACACGGGGCGAAGACCACACAUAUGUAUAUACUGUGGAAAGACAUUUAGAACGUCGGGGUCGGUCAAGUCCCAUGAACGGUGGCACACAGGUGAGCGCCCGUAUGCCUGCUCUCUGUGCCCAAUGCGGUUCACUUCCGGAACUGGCCUUCAAAGACACAAAUUUGUUCAUAACGAAAAGAAACCGUUCAGUUGUUUCAGAUGCGGUAAGGGGUUUACUCAAAAGUCAAAUAUGAGGACGCAUUUGAAAACUCAUCAGAAAUAAUCCAUUUAAUUGACCUAGAAUAAUCUUCCAUACAUUGCUUCCAUAAAUGUUUUGGCUGACUAAAGUGUGUGCGCGUGCGUGCGUUUCUUAUAAAGAUUAAAUGAAUGCAUAAUUCAUAGUACUCUCCAAAUAUCAAGCUAUAUGUUCUGUUAUUUUUGCACAAUCUUCUGAUCAACACUGGUUCUGUUAUGUUUUUGCUGAUGAGACUUUGUAGGUAAAAUGUAUGAAACAUGCAUGCUUAUUAUAUGCCCAAAGACUUUAGCAAUGCAUGACCCAUAGUUUACACAUCAAAUCCUGUACACCUUCACUGAGGUUGUUGUUACAAAAGUAGCCACAUUUUCCUAACUUCUUUUGACCUGUCACAUCUAAUUUUUCCCAGAUCACAUUGCUUAAAAACACAAGAGAAUAAACACAGUAUGAACCUUUGAA
Esox lucius (northern pike) is the source of this 4004-nucleotide messenger RNA. RefSeq lists its product as uncharacterized. Bases 39 to 3575 code for a protein of 1178 amino acids. The record is from RefSeq and is a predicted model, not a curated record. The transcript has 6 exons. Gene Ontology annotation, biological process: regulation of transcription by RNA polymerase II. Gene Ontology annotation, cellular component: nucleus; transcription regulator complex. Lineage: Eukaryota; Metazoa; Chordata; Actinopteri; Esociformes; Esocidae.